UCCUGUUGCAUAUUUAAACAGCAGGCAUGAGUCAGUUUACACAUUCAUCUGAUCACUAGAGGGAGUGAAGAAUCACUUCAGUUCAGUCAAACUGUGCUGAGAAACAAACCAUGAUCUCUUCAUCUUUAGUGCUGCUUCUGGCAGUCAUAUCCUGUAUUGAUUCAUAUGAACUCACUCAGCCUGAGUCUCUGACUGUCCGUCCUGAUGCCACUCUCACUAUCAACUGUAAAGUCUCAUAUUCAGUUACAAGUGAGCGUACAGCCUGGAUUCGUCAACCUGCAGGAAAAGCUCUGGAGUGGAUUGGAAUCAUCUGGAGUGAUGGAAGCUUGUACUACAAGGAUUCUCUGAAAAGCAAGUUCAGUAUCAGCAGAGACACUUCCAGUAACACAAUAACACUGCAAGGAAAGAAUAUGCGAGCUGAAGACACAGCUGUGUAUUAUUGUGCCAGACGUACACAGUGUGUUAACGGUCAGAGCUUGGAGUCCAUCCCAUCAAGUCCUGUCACCAAAAAGCCUGGAGAAACUCUGAAUCUCUCGUGUAAAGGAUCUGGAUUUGAUUUUGGACGGUACGGCAUGCACUGGAUCAGACAGUCAGCAGGACAAACAUUCAUCUGGAUAGGGGUUAUCUGGUAUGACGCCAGUAAAACGGUGUAUGCUAAAAGUGUAGAGGGACGAAUAGAGAUCACUAGAGACAAUCCAAACAGCAUGGUGUACCUGAAACUCUCUGGUCUGACAACAGAAGAUACAGCUGUAUAUUACUGUGCAGGAUACACACAAUGA
Carassius auratus (goldfish) is the source of this 779-nucleotide messenger RNA. Its product is annotated as Ig heavy chain Mem5-like. The transcript has 3 exons. NCBI's taxonomy places the organism in Eukaryota, Metazoa, Chordata, Actinopteri, Cypriniformes, Cyprinidae. The coding region runs from base 111 to 779 and encodes 222 amino acids. The record is from RefSeq and is a predicted model, not a curated record.